This is a messenger RNA of Gastrolobium bilobum, 771 nucleotides long. Its product is annotated as large ribosomal subunit protein uL23. Bases 86 to 550 code for a protein of 154 amino acids. Gene Ontology annotation, biological process: translation; ribosomal large subunit assembly. The transcript is spliced from 4 exons. NCBI's taxonomy places the organism in Eukaryota, Viridiplantae, Streptophyta, Magnoliopsida, Fabales, Fabaceae. The record is from RefSeq and is a predicted model, not a curated record. Gene Ontology annotation, cellular component: cytosolic large ribosomal subunit; ribosome. Gene Ontology annotation, molecular function: rRNA binding; structural constituent of ribosome.
CCUAAAAAUGUCGUGUGCCUCUGUUUCUCACGCGCAGGGUUUCACGAAGAUUUGACAGCUAGGGUUUCUUUUCAUUCGCUGACCCAUGGCUCCAGCUAAAGUUGAUAGUUCAAAGAAGACUGAUCCAAAGGCGCAGGCCUUGAAAACUGCUAAGGCAGUCAAGUCAGGCGCUACCUUUAAGAAGAAGGCCAAAAAGAUCCGAACAUCUGUUACAUUCCACCGGCCAAGGACUUUGAAAAAGGAUAGGAACCCUAAAUAUCCCCGAAUCAGUGCUCCACCAAGGAAUAAGCUUGAUCACUAUCAGAUUCUGAAAUAUCCCUUGACAACUGAGUCUGCAAUGAAGAAGAUUGAAGACAACAACACUUUGGUUUUCAUUGUUGACUUACGAGCUGACAAGAAGAAGAUCAAGGAUGCAGUAAAAAAAAUGUAUGACAUCCAGGCCAAGAAAGUAAACACCUUGAUCAGGCCUGAUGGCACCAAGAAGGCCUAUGUCAGGUUGACACCUGAUUAUGAUGCCUUGGAUGUAGCAAACAAGAUUGGGAUUAUCUAAGUAAGUUAAUUCCGGGCUUCACCGAAGUUGGUUUUUAUUUAGAUGUUAGUCUGUUUUAUGGUGAUUAUUGAUGGAGAUUUUUGAAGCAACGUUAAGUUCUAAAUUUUGCAGUUUAUUAUUUGGUGUAUUUUAGCUUAAUCGGAAUUAAGUUUACUUUUGUUACAAUUUCCAAUUUGAUGAGUAAAGAAGCAGCACGUUAUUAUUGUCCAAUUUUAGUUUAG